Molecule: messenger RNA, 2421 nt
Organism: Symbiodinium sp. CCMP2592
Lineage: Eukaryota; Dinophyceae; Suessiales; Symbiodiniaceae
Source: the annotation of a GenBank genome assembly
AUGCCAAGCUCUCUGAAAGCACGGGCAGGGAAGCCCUCCGUGGCUGAGAUGAAGGCCCAGCUCUCAGGCUUGCGGAAACCGGCCGCAAGCACCAUGGAGGCAUUGUACACGAAGUACCAUCAGAUCUGCAUGUCACAGGAUCCACCAUUGCAGGAAGUUCACAUUAACGAGCCGGACAUGAACUGGAAAGCUCUCAUUUUGAGUCUGCCCUCCCCCGACAAUGAGAAGGUGCUGGGCUGCGGAGUGCGACGGAUGCUGUUGAAGCGAGCAGAUUGCGUCUAUGACGGCAUCUACCGCUUCCAUGUUGAAAGGCGGGACCUGAGCCAGAUGAUGUUCGAUUUCCGAGAUGCUUACGAUGACCCUUACCAUCAUUACAAGGACAAGUCGUUCGAGCAUGAUGUGGACACAGCUCUCCGUGCUGCCAUUCUCCCACACCUGGUGCAGUUCAAGGAGCUACAUUGCAAGGACAGCCAGAUGGAGCUGGUUAGCCACAUCUCGGGCACUGCACUUCCAUGGGAGAAGGCUGUUGUGCAGCACUUCCCGGUCACAUUCAGAGUGCUGCUAGAUUCGUUCAUGAACGAGAACCAGAUUGCACUUGAGAACAUAAAGCUGGAGUUCUGCGAGGACCACGGUUACAAGAUCAAGGACCCCGAACUCUUGGACAGGUGGCGUCUGUUCCACAGAAGCCAUGCUCAGUAUCGAAUCAUUUCCACAGAUGAAGCCAUGGAGCAGGUGGCGCAUGUUCUGAAAGAGGUGGUCGAGGAGCGCAAGUCGAAAGCUAACUUGCAGGUGUUGCUCGACACUCGGUCACAGGGCUAUGUUGUCCUGCUCCUGAGCUGCACCCCUCGCUUGGGAAGUGAUGGCAUGACCAAAGGAGCUAUAUGCAUCGGGCAAGACAUCACCGAGAUGAAGGAGUUGGAUGUUAAGAAGUCCAACAUGGCUGCGGCCGUGACGCAUGAGCUGAGGCAGGAUGCUGCUCGCGUGUUGCCUUCUUCCAAGCCUCAGCAGACAAAGGAGUUCACGCCUGUCGCCGUCGCUCAGGUGACGGCGCCGACUGGCAACGUAAUGAAGUCUGACGCUUCUCGCACCACUUUCGUUGAAGCUGUCGAGUCCGAGGCCUUUUACAGGGCAGAGGCUGCUGCUCAGAAGGAGAAGAGUGAAAGGCAAGCCUGGCGGUGCUUUUCAGCUCGAUCUUUCCGAGGACGUGCCAAAGAGCUGGCCUCUUCACCCUCGCUUGGACACUUCAUCCUAAUCUUAAUCUCGAUAAACCUCGUUUGUCUCGGGGUUGAGGUAGACCUGGGCACGACUCUCGGCCAGAAUGACAUGCCGGAGUGGUUCAACUGGUUCAACUUAGUGGUCGUAUGCAUUUUCGCUUCCGAGAUCGUGUUAAAGAUCGUCGGCCUUGGGAUUCAAGACUUCGUUUGUGGUGCGGAGCGAUGGUGGAAUUUCUUUGACACCUUGAUUAUCGGCGCCUCAAUGGUGGAGUCCUUCAUCGAGAUUUUUGCCAAGGCAUCGCUGGGCACCCACAUGGUCCACAUCCGCUCCCUCCGCUUCGUUCGUGUGAUACGUGCGCUCAGAGGCUUUCGGGUAAUCAGAUUCCUUCGCUAUGUCAGCGCCCUUCGCGGUUUGAUCUUCUCCAUCGUGAGCACCAUGGGAAGCCUAAUGUGGACUAUGGUUUUGCUGGUGUUGCUGUUUUACAGCUUCGGCGUGAUUUUUACACAAAUCGUGUCUGACCACUGCCGGCUGGAGACCAUCAGCGCGACUGGAGAUGCGAACGCGGUGCCUUAUUGUACGGACGAUGAUGCUCGCAAGCAUUUUCCAACGGUUGCUCGAACGAUGCUCUCGCUUUUCAUGGUUAUUUCGUCGGGUGCUAACUGGCACGAGCUCUUGGAGCCUUUGCAGCGGAUCUCCUCAUUUGCUGUGGCUUUCUUGAUUUUUUACAUAGUAAUCACGGUUUUCGCUGUGUUGAAUGUUGUAACUGGUGUGUUCUGCCACACAGCUAUUGAGUCCGCACAAGCGGACAAGGAGAUUGCGGUCAUGGUGCAAAUGGAGAAAGAAGCAGCACAUGUGCGUGGAUUGAAAUCCAUGUUCAAUGAGAUGGAUGUUGACGGCUCUAACAUGGUGAGCGUGAAUGAGCUCAAGGCUGCCUUGAAUACGAUGAAGCUGGCGAGUUUUCUGGAAUCCAUGGAAAUCUCGACCAAAGACGUGUGGACACUCUUUCGAAUCAUCGACAACGAUCAAAGCGGUCUCAUUGAUCUGGAGGAGUUCGUUCAAGGCUGCAUGCAGCUGCACGGCCCGGCGAAAAGCAUUCACAUUGCUAAGAUGAGUCACGAGAACAAGAUCACCCGCCAAGCAAUCAAGGGCUUAUCUCUGAAGUUAGACACAAUCAGUCGCCAACUGACGGAUAUUCAGGCUUGUUGA